AUGAAAUCGGUUAGAAAACCAAAAGACUUUAGCAUCGAGAGUAUCCUAGCCGAUAAAUUCAGAUUUCUUCGAAAUGACCAAUAUAUAAAUUCGUCUCAAUUCAGUGUAACAAAAACUCAUGAAUUUGAAUUACAGAAAGAAAAAUUUGAAAAAAAUGUUGAAACAGCCUUUGAAAUUAGUAUAGAAGAAGAUGUCGCGGUAAAUACAAAAAAUAAUUUUGCAUCCAUCAAGGAAAAUCCUGCACCGAAUCCUGCGCAGAAUUUACCGACAAACUCCGGAAUUGGCACAAGAGAUACGUAUCGAACAAAUAAUGUGUUUAAAAAUAACGAAUUUACUGAUGCAAAAGAUUAUGAUGUGUAUUUUCAACGGAAAAGUGAAGUUAACGUAGAAGAAAACGACAAAGUGAAUUUCAAAAUAAUCAAUUUCAAACAAUAUAAGAAUGAGGAACAUUGUGUAAGUUUGCUAAAUACUGAAGAAAAUAAUAUCGUUAACCAGUUUUAUAAAAUUUCAAAGUUUGACAUAAUUGGAAAAUGUACCACUGAUAUGAAAAGGUCCUGUUUAAUUGCUGAUGAAAAAAAACAUAUGAGAGUCUAUCAACAUUUUUCAAAACCCCUUGAACAAGAGGAAUUUAAUUCCAAUGAAAUAAGCGGCUCAAAAGUAAUAACGCACACUGAAAAAGAACACGUAACAAAUUCUGAAUACGUUAAACCUAAGAAGGGUGAUGAGUAUUACGAAGAAAUAAAUGAACGUUACGGUAAUGUUAAUAUAAAUGAACAACAAAAUAACAUAAUAAAUUUGAAAGUAGACCAAAGGUGUUAUCGCAACAAAUUUCAAGAAGAAUUACUGAAACAAGAUCACGAAGAAAAAUUUGGAAACAAACAAAUUAAAUGCAUAAAUUAUAGAUCUAAUGACUCUCUAGAAAAUAAAAAUAAAGAUUCAAAAAUCAAUUUCUCAAAAACGUUGACAAAGAUAAAAAAUAGAUCUCCGUCGUUUGAUAAUAUGAAAGAAAAGCUAAUUAAUCUUUUAAAUAACAAAACAGAAUAUGUAGAAGUAAUAGAAAAUGCAACAGAGUUAGAAUGGCUUCGAUGUACAAGGUAUAAACCUCCGAAAAUUCCUAGAAAACGUGCGAUUGGAAAAAAUAGACGAAAGCCCAGCCUUCAUCCUCGGAUACCAUUUUCAUCUUUUCAACUGGAUUUUCUUGAGCAUCAAUUUCAGAACAAUGCUUAUCUUUCAAAAGAAAACGUAUUGGAGAUAUCAAAUGUUUUAGAUCUUCCUCCUAACAGGGUACUUUCAAAGUUUUUUACAUUUAUCACUAACUUGUUUUAA
Messenger RNA from Bombus pascuorum, 1326 nucleotides. RefSeq lists its product as uncharacterized. The record is from RefSeq and is a predicted model, not a curated record. Gene Ontology annotation, molecular function: DNA binding. The coding region runs from base 1 to 1326 and encodes 441 amino acids. Lineage: Eukaryota; Metazoa; Arthropoda; Insecta; Hymenoptera; Apidae. The transcript has a single exon.